This is a messenger RNA of Funneliformis caledonium, 555 nucleotides long. The record is from the annotation of a GenBank genome assembly. Lineage: Eukaryota; Fungi; Glomeromycota; Glomeromycetes; Glomerales; Glomeraceae.
AUGUCGCCGGACGUUCGUUUGGUAAAAAAAGCAUCACCAGACGUUCAUUUCGCGAAAAAAGCGUCACCAGACAUUCAUUUCACGAAAAAAAACGUUUCCGAACACUCAAUUCGCGGAAAAAAUGUCACCAAACGUUCAUUUCGCGAAAAAAGCAUCUCUGGACGUUCAAUUCGCGAAAAAAACAAUACCAGACAUUCAAUUCACGGAAAAAGCGUCUCCGAACGUUCAAUUCGCGAAAAAAACAUCACCAGACGUUCAAUUCGCGGAAAAAAUGUCACCAGACGUUCAUUUCGCGAAAAGAACGUCCCAGACGUUUAUUUCAUGGAAAAAAUGUCACCAGACGUUCAAUUCGCAGAAAAAACGUCACCAGACGUUCAUUUUGUGGAAGAAAACAUCACUGAACAUUCGUUUCGUGAAAACACGUCACCAGACGUUCAUUUCGCGGAAAAAAACAUCACCAGACGUUCGUUUCGUGGAAAAAAAUGUCACCAGACGUUUAUUUCGCGGAAAAAACAUCUCCGGACACUCAUUUCGGAAAACGUUAGUUCUAAAUAA